AUGGCUCAUCUGACCAUCGUGACAAAAAGAUCAUCGAUGACACAAUGGCCAAUUCAACGAAAUGUUUAUACAUUAGUAUCACAAACUAAUUCAAUGAAUAAAUCAAAUCAACAAGAAAAUACAAAUAUAUUAACAACACAUAAUAUAAACACACCACGCAUAUGUUCAACAACUAAUCAGUCUACAUCUCAGCAACAACAACAACCUUCAACAUUUAGCAAUUUCGAUGAUAGUCUAACGAAUCUCUCAUGGUUACAUGAUAUAAAUAUAAUAAAACGUACGAUGCCACCAAUAAAUUCUUCUUCAUCUACAACAAAUAAUAAACGUAAAGAACAGUCAUCGUCUUAUUCAUCGUCAUCAAACCGUGAUAGUAUUCAUCCUAAUGAUAUAUCUGAUAAUCAUGAUUUACCAAUAAAUAAUGAUGAUGACGACGAUCAAUGGCGUAUGUAUAAAACAAAUCCACAAGCAAAACCGGUCUAUUCAUAUUCUCAACUUAUCCUAUUAGCUAUGAAACAAUCUGGAUAUGAUAAAAUGACAUUACAAAUGAUAUAUGAUUGGGUUGCAGAGAAUUUCCCAUAUUUUAAAAAAAUGGAACCAACUUGGCAGAAUUCUAUUCGACACAAUUUAUCAUUAAAUAAAUGGUUUAUUAAAGUUCCACGUACAAAAAAAGAAGCUGGCGGUGGCAAAGGUGGCUUUUGGAAAUUAUCAUCUGAUUAUGAAAGACAACGUUCGUUAAUUUAUAUUCAACAACAACAACAACAACAACAACAACAAAUGAAUUCUACACCUAAUAAACGUGUACGUCAUUCAAAACGUUCAACACCAUCAACACCAUCAUCAUCAUUAAAUCAAAAUAUAUCUAGUAAUGUAACACCUUUAAUAAAAAAUUCUUCUCGUAUAUCUUAUGAAAAUAUUAAAACUGAACCAUGGAUUGAUCCAAUACUUCCAUGUAUUGGAUCAAAAAGUCAAUCACCACUUCAUUGCCAUACAACAAUUCUUGAUCGUUCAUAUGUACGUAUGCCAAGUAGUUUUCUUUCUCCAACAUCAUCUCCGGACUCUCUAACUGUUUCACCAUUUAAUCAUCAACAAAUACACGAUUUUUCAUCUAUAUUAACUCCAUCACCAUCUACUUCACCAUCAUCAAUGUCGUCAGUCAUUUCAAAACAAAAUUUAAAUGGAACAAAAUUAGAUGAUGCAGAUAUGCUAUUAUUAGAUUCGUCAACAUUCGACUGGGAUGCUUAUUUAUGUGAAACACCAAAUGAUAUUGAUGUUCAACCAUUAUUAUCAUCAAGAACAGAGCAUGAUCUAUUCAAUGAUUUUAGUGCAGCACUAUCGGAUUUAACAUCUUCAGCUGAAGCAGUAGCAGCAGCUGGUGCCGAUACAAAUACUCCGUUUGAUGCAUUCGAUUAUGCAUCAAAAAAUUCAACAUUCAAUUGUUUAUUUGACGAUGAUGAUCAAUCACAACAACAAAUUAUUGAACCUUCUAGUAAUUCAGGAGAUUUAACUGUAAAAGGCUGUGGAAUAAAACGACCCUCGUGGUGGAUUACAAAUGAAUGUGCCACAUCAACUAAACUGCCAUCACUAGAGACAGCUUUUGAUCUCAAAUUAUCUAAAUAA
This is a messenger RNA of Rotaria socialis, 1617 nucleotides long. The record is from the annotation of a GenBank genome assembly. Lineage: Eukaryota; Metazoa; Rotifera; Eurotatoria; Philodinida; Philodinidae.